UCAGCGGUAGUAUAAAGAGGGAGCUGACUGCAGUCUCUGUGCAAGUGUCUGUUGAAGUCGAGUCCACCUCCAGCAAGAAAAUGAGGGAAAUCGUGCAUCUCCAGGCCGGCCAGUGCGGAAACCAGAUCGGUGCCAAGUUCUGGGAGGUCAUCAGUGAUGAACAUGGAAUUGACCCAACCGGUUCAUACCAUGGUGACAGUGACCUGCAGCUUGACAGGAUCAACGUCUACUACAAUGAAGCCUCAGGUGGUAAAUACGUGCCCCGUGCUGUGCUGGUCGAUCUGGAGCCAGGCACCAUGGACUCUGUGAGGUCUGGGCCUUUUGGCCAGAUCUUCAGACCAGACAACUUUGUGUUUGGCCAGAGUGGUGCUGGUAACAACUGGGCCAAGGGUCACUACACUGAGGGUGCCGAGCUGGUGGACUCCGUCAUGGAUGUUGUGAGGAAGGAGGCAGAGAACUGCGACUGCCUACAGGGCUUCCAGCUCACCCACUCCCUGGGUGGUGGUACCGGCUCCGGCAUGGGAACCCUGCUCAUCAGCAAGAUCCGUGAAGAAUAUCCCGACCGCAUCAUGAACACCUUCAGCGUGGUGCCUUCCCCAAAAGUAUCAGACACGGUUGUUGAGCCCUACAAUGCCACACUGUCAGUCCACCAGCUCGUAGAAAACACAGACGAGACCUUUUGCAUCGACAACGAGGCGCUGUACGACAUCUGCUUCCGCACCCUCAAACUCACGACCCCCUCGUACGGUGACCUCAACCACUUGGUUUCUGCUACCAUGAGCGGUGUCACCACCUGCCUCAGGUUCCCCGGGCAGCUCAACGCCGACCUGCGCAAGCUGGCUGUCAACAUGGUGCCAUUCCCCCGUCUGCACUUCUUCAUGCCAGGCUUCGCUCCUCUCACAAGCAGAGGCAGCCAGCAGUACAGGUCCCUCACUGUGCCAGAGCUCACCCAGCAGAUGUUCGAUUCAAAGAACAUGAUGGCCGCCUGCGAUCCACGCCACGGCCGCUACCUGACGGUGGCCGCCAUCUUCCGUGGACGCAUGUCCAUGAAGGAGGUUGAUGAGCAGAUGCUGAACGUGCAGAACAAGAACAGCAGCUACUUCGUGGAAUGGAUCCCCAACAACGUGAAGACCGCCGUCUGCGACAUUCCUCCCCGUGGCCUCAAGAUGGCCGCCACCUUCAUUGGAAACAGCACUGCCAUCCAGGAGCUGUUCAAGCGUAUCUCCGAGCAGUUCACCGCCAUGUUCCGCCGCAAGGCCUUCCUCCACUGGUACACCGGCGAGGGCAUGGACGAGAUGGAGUUCACCGAGGCGGAGAGCAACAUGAACGACCUGGUCUCCGAGUACCAGCAGUACCAGGACGCCACUGCUGAGGAGGAGGGAGAGUUUGAGGAAGAGGGCGAGGAAGAGCUUGCCUAAAGCUUGCCAUGCACAAGGUGUAACGUUAUGUUCCAAGUAAAAAUAAUACUACCUUUUAUUUAAUGUCACCUUACAGUCAUCCAAUUCAGUAAUAAAAAAACACAAUAAAAGAAAUGAAGCAUUAAUAAAGUGUCAAUUCACCUUCCAUUUUCAAAUGUUCCAAGUGUAAUUGUCCAAUGUUAGUGUAAAUGAAAUUUGCCUCUCGUUAUAAUAAAACAGUACAUCAUGA
Scophthalmus maximus (turbot) is the source of this 1647-nucleotide messenger RNA. Its product is annotated as tubulin beta-1 chain. Bases 81 to 1418 code for a protein of 445 amino acids. Lineage: Eukaryota; Metazoa; Chordata; Actinopteri; Pleuronectiformes; Scophthalmidae. The record is from RefSeq and is a predicted model, not a curated record. Gene Ontology annotation, cellular component: microtubule; cytoplasm. The transcript has 4 exons. Gene Ontology annotation, biological process: microtubule cytoskeleton organization; mitotic cell cycle. Gene Ontology annotation, molecular function: structural constituent of cytoskeleton; GTPase activity; GTP binding.